Molecule: messenger RNA, 1089 nt
Organism: Callorhinchus milii (elephant shark)
Lineage: Eukaryota; Metazoa; Chordata; Chondrichthyes; Chimaeriformes; Callorhinchidae
Product: urotensin-2 receptor
Exons: 1
Coding region: 1-1089 (362 amino acids)
Biological process (GO): regulation of blood pressure; neuropeptide signaling pathway; blood vessel diameter maintenance
Cellular component (GO): membrane
Molecular function (GO): urotensin II receptor activity
Source: RefSeq, a predicted model, not a curated record
AUGGCUACAGGAGUCGCAUUGAUGGGGACCAACAGCAGCAGCAACACCAUCAAUAAUGACUCGUUGACGGAGCUGACGACUGGGGGCAGGUCAGUGGAUGAGUUGCUGGUCACCUACGCUAUCGGGACAGUUUUAUCGGCGAUGCUGGUCACCGGGGUGACCGGCAAUGUCCACACUUUGGUGAUGAUGUGUCACUCCAUGCGGUCCACCGCCUCCAUGUACGUCUACAUCACCAGCCUGGCUCUGGCUGACCUGCUGUACCUCUGCACCAUCCCCUUCGUGGUCUGCACCUACUUCGCCAAGGGCUGGUACUUUGGAGACCUGGGCUGCCGGCUGUUGUUCAGCGUGGACCUGUUGACCAUGCACGCCAGCAUCUUCACGCUGACUGUCAUGAGCACCGAGCGGUACUUGGCCGUAGUCCGGCCGCUGGACACGGUCAAGAGACCCAAAGGUUACCGCAAGGCCAUCGCGGGUCUCCUCUGGCUCUGCUCCUUGCUCCUCGCCACCCCCAUGAUCAUCAUCAUCAAACUGCAACGCGUCCAGGACAAAAUUAUUUGCCUCCCCGCCUGGAGUUUGGAGAACAAUAAGAUCUACCUGAGCGUGCUGUUCUCCACCAGUAUCCUAGCCCCCGGCAUUGUGAUAGGUUACCUGUACAUCAGGCUGGCCAGGACCUAUUGGGUCUCACAGGCCACUGCCUUAAACAAUAACCAAACCAAGAGAUCCCCCAACCACAAAGUGCUCUACAUGAUCUUCACCAUUGUGCUGGUCUUCUGGGCUUGUUUCCUGCCCUUCUGGGUAUGGCAACUCAUCCAGCUCUACCACCCGCCUCUCUCCAUGAGCCAGAGGACACAAGGUCACAUCAACUACCUGAUGACCUGCCUGACUUACAGCAACAGCUGCAUCAACCCUUUCCUCUACACCCUGCUGACCAAGAACUACAAGGAGUACCUGAAGAACCGACAGAGAGGAGUGGCGAUCGGUGGCUCCUUCCACCCGAGGAAUCAACGUUUGCACCACACCUCGCGCCGUUCGCUUUCCCGCACCGAGUCCAUGACGCUCAGCCACAUCCCCAGGACCGACAGCGUCUAA